Messenger RNA from Python bivittatus (Burmese python), 1386 nucleotides. RefSeq names its product ABHD16B-like. The record is from RefSeq and is a predicted model, not a curated record. Gene Ontology annotation, biological process: monoacylglycerol catabolic process; phosphatidylserine catabolic process. Gene Ontology annotation, molecular function: glycerophospholipase activity; monoacylglycerol lipase activity. Gene Ontology annotation, cellular component: endomembrane system. Lineage: Eukaryota; Metazoa; Chordata; Lepidosauria; Squamata; Pythonidae.
AUGUGUGUCCUCUGUUUCCCAAAAGCUCUUGCCCACAUUUUUAAAACCUACUUUAUGGCCAGUUACCACUUCGAAUUUGGUAACUGGCCAGUGGAAUUUCGAUGGGAUGAAGCAGGAGGCAGCAGCCACCCGGGAGGUCGCAAUGACAGCGGCAAAGCCUGUGGGCACCCUAUCCUCGUCAAGGCUGUGCCAGGAGCAUGUCCCGUGGAGCCUGCAGUGGAGGCAGGGCCUUAUGGACACCGGAGUACCCGAUGGAACCUUAUUAGCAGCGUUAAACAGUUGCCCAGUCGUGUUGCCAGCUACAUCAUGGCUCACUCCUUAGGCCGUUGGUUGCUAUACCCGGGUUCUGUCUUCCUCUUGAACCAAGCCCUGCUCCCCAUCCUGGCCAAGGGUCAGAUCCGCCUCUUGCAAGAGUAUAAUGGGAAACGGGCAAAGCUGGUGGCCCGGGAUGGAAAUAAGAUUGACACCAUGUUUGUGGACAGGAGAAUCAAGUUGGGUGUGCCUGGGGCACAACGGGGGAACCGCCUCGUGAUCUGCUGUGAGGGGAAUGUCAGCUUUUAUCAGUGGGGCUGCCUGUUCACCCCCUUGAAGACGGGAUAUUCGGUGCUGGGAUGGAACCACCCUGGGUUUGCCGGAAGCACAGGGCAACCGUACCCGAAGAAUGAUGCCAAUGCAGUGGAUGUGGUGAUGAGGUAUGCCAUACUCCGCCUGGGCUUUAGAGUUGAGGACAUUGUGAUGUACGGAUGGUCGUUAGGGGGUUAUUCAGCCACCUGCGCGGCCAUGUCCUACCCGUCACUGGGCGCUUUGGUUCUGGACGCCACCUUUGAUGAUCUGCUCCCCUUGGCUUUGAAUGUCAUGCCCAAGAGUUGGAAGAAGCUGGUGGUGCGGACCGUGAAGGAGCACUUCAACCUCAACGUAGGGGAACAGCUGUGCAAGUACUUUGGACCCGUCUUGCUCAUUCGCAGGACCAAGGAUGAGGUCAUCAGCACCUGCCCUGUGGGUCUGGAAGACCAGAUAGCCAAUCUCAGAUGCAACAGGGCCAAUGAGCUUCUGGUCCAGUUGCUCGAACACCGUUACCCAUGUAUCAUGUCCCAAGAUGGUCUGGAAGCUGUGCAUGACUGGCUCAGAGCUGCCAACCCCAAACAGGAAGCGGCACUUUACCAGCGGUACAGGGUGGAUGAUGACUGGUGUCUCAAGGAGCUUCGGUGUUACAAGUCCAGCCUUGGGCUUAAGGAUCACUUCCCUUGGCAGGUUGGACAGUACAGCCAGUGCCGAGAAAAGCAACAAAUGGCUGUGUUCUUAGCCAGAAAGCAUCUGAAGAACGUGGAGGCCACCCACUGGUCUCUUCUGAAGCCUGAUGACUUCCAAAUGCCAUGGGAAUUAUAG